Messenger RNA from Malassezia japonica, 936 nucleotides. It is a transcript of the gene TAZ1, whose product is annotated as Lyso-phosphatidylcholine acyltransferase. The record is from RefSeq and is a predicted model, not a curated record. Gene Ontology annotation, cellular component: mitochondrial membrane. Gene Ontology annotation, biological process: cardiolipin acyl-chain remodeling; inner mitochondrial membrane organization. NCBI's taxonomy places the organism in Eukaryota, Fungi, Basidiomycota, Malasseziomycetes, Malasseziales, Malasseziaceae. Bases 1 to 936 code for a protein of 311 amino acids. The transcript has 5 exons. Gene Ontology annotation, molecular function: 1-acylglycerophosphocholine O-acyltransferase activity.
AUGGUGCAGCGGCGGAUUAUUCAGGCCGUUGCAGGCUUGUCUAAGGCGUUCCUCGCGCUUGGGUGCAAGCGUGUGCGUGCGCAUGGUGUCGAAAAUCUUCUCCAAGUCCUGCACGAUCCCCAGCGCAUCCGCCAGGGCCGGGGGGUGCUGACCUAUUGCAACCAUAUCGCGGUACUCGAUGAACCGCUACUAUGGGGCGUGCUGCCAUGGAGCACCUUUCGUGAUACCUACACCACGCGCUGGAGUCUCGGGGCGAGCGACAUUCUUUUUAAAAACGCCCUCUUUUCCCACUUCUUUCGGCAGGGUCAGACGCUCGAGACGCUGCGGGGCGAGGGCAUCUUUCAGCCGGCGCUCGACCAGGCCAUCGAAAAGCUCGGCGAGACGCGCUGGGUGCACAUCUUUCCAGAGGGCGCAGUGAACCUCUCGCACUCGACCAUGAUGCGCCGUUUCAAGUGGGGCAUCUCGCGCCUGGUGCUCGAGGCGCCCGUGACACCGAUCGUGCUACCGAUCUGGCUCACGGGCUUUGACCAAAUCAUGCCAGAGCCGCGCAUGCAUCCACGCUGGGUGCCUCGCCUCGGCGCGGAUAUUUCCGUGUCGUUCGGCAAGCCCGUGCCACAGGGCACGCUGCAGAUGUACGCCGACCUCUAUACCCAGAUGAAGCACGCGCACCAUGACGACGUACCGGUCGCCUUGCCGCCGAUCGCCGAGUCCGUGCCGAGCCAUCACCUCUACCCAGAGACCCCGGCAAAGCUGCGCGAGCAGGACUCGGAGGAGUACGCGACGAUCCGCAGCCGCCUCGCUGCGGUCCUGCGCGAGGAACUCGCCAAGCUCGGCGAGGACUCGCGCAAGCGGCAGGGGCUUGGGCCGGGCGAGGGGCAGCUCGCGCACCGGCCCGACAUGGUCGGACACAAGUACAAAACAGAUAUUCCUACAUAA